Molecule: messenger RNA, 1260 nt
Organism: Exophiala bonariae
Lineage: Eukaryota; Fungi; Ascomycota; Eurotiomycetes; Chaetothyriales; Herpotrichiellaceae
Exons: 2
Coding region: 1-1260 (419 amino acids)
Source: RefSeq, a predicted model, not a curated record
AUGGCGCCUGCCUCAUCAACCCCCAACUUCUCUCGUCCCCUGGUUUCUCCUAUGUCGGCUGAGCUUGAUACCCCAGUCAGAGCAAGAUGCCGCCUGGCUUUUGGUGAGCCACCGCAUACAGCGGCAGCGGCUUUGAUGGGAAUGCCAAAACGACAGUCCCUUGAACGUGGAACACCCAGCAAGCGACUAUUCAACGUCCCAGGUAGCCGGAAUGGCAGACCGGCAGAAAAAAGUGGCACUAGCACGCAAUCCUUCAAUGAGAUCGAGCACGUCCAAAUUCUCUCCGACUUGAAUCUCACAGGUAACAAUGGUUCUCAACAUCCCGUCAAAAGCGCGGACCUUGGUGGUCAGGAUAAACCAAUUUCCAACUUUUGUCGCACAUCAUGGCCUCAACUCGACAGACAGCGACAAGUGUUGAUCAUCGAUCUGUUCUGGCCCAUAGAGCUUGAAGAAAAUGGUGGCGACGGAGGAAAUGAGGAAGAUGAUGAUGACGGAGACGACCAAGACAAGAAUAUAUUUCCCUAUGCUGGCCUCAAACCUCUGGUGACUUUCCACAAUCUCCACCACCUCCAAAUCACAGGGAUGAUGCGAUCCUAUCAACAGAUCAUCUUUGCCACUUCCUGGGUCAACAAAAGCCUCACUCACCUCCACCUUGAGAUGACAAUCGGACCCAAAAUGAAGCCCAUCAGCAGAGACACAGAGCUCAGAUUUCGCCUCAUUACCGACGACUGGUCAUACGAUCCCGCCAGCGAGGAAUACAAGUAUUGCGAGUAUCUUGGAUAUCAUGGCGAAGGUGUUCUGCAUGACGAGUUUGGUUCCGGAGAGUACCUCGAUCAACAGGCAAUAAAAAUGGCUCAGAUGUCUGUUGGGACUGCGGUGUCUCAAGAGAAUCUACAUUUGCUUCCCAUCACUCACUUGACACUGAAGAACUUUGUUGUUGACGCCAAUCCAUUUUUCCGCUGGUUUGAUCCAAAUCUACUAGAGGAGAUCGUGUUGAAGGCGGGUUGUGUGGAUGCCGGAUUUUAUCUGCCUCCAAACAUGAAAACCGCCAUCAAGGUUGACGCACCUAAGCAGCUGAAUGUGGCCAGAAGAGUGAAGCCUGGAGAGAUCAAGCACGUGAAAGUUAAAAGAUGGAAGGAAACAUCGAGGAAGAAUGAAGGGACUGUAGCUGGAGUACUAAUGAUACCUAACUGUAUGGGAAUUACCACGGGUACUGAUGAAGAGGUCUCCACAGGCGAAACGCGACGGGCAGCCAACUGA